Molecule: messenger RNA, 6143 nt
Organism: Elgaria multicarinata webbii
Lineage: Eukaryota; Metazoa; Chordata; Lepidosauria; Squamata; Anguidae
Gene: UBA6
Product: ubiquitin like modifier activating enzyme 6
Exons: 33
Coding region: 101-3166 (1021 amino acids)
Biological process (GO): DNA damage response; ubiquitin-dependent protein catabolic process; protein ubiquitination
Cellular component (GO): cytoplasm; nucleus
Molecular function (GO): ubiquitin activating enzyme activity; FAT10 activating enzyme activity
Source: RefSeq, a predicted model, not a curated record
GCCAGGCCUUACGGAGCGGCCCGAAGCAGCCACGUUGAGGGCGAAGAGGCAGCGGCUCACGGAGACUGGCGGCCCCGGCAGUCCAAGCAAAUAUAUCAUAAUGGCAGCAGAUUCUAUGGAAAUUGAUGAUGCCCUUUACAGUCGGCAGAGGUAUGUUCUUGGUGACACAGCAAUGCAGAAGAUGGCUCAAUCCCACGUAUUUUUAAGUGGAAUGGGUGGCCUUGGAGUGGAGAUCGCUAAGAACAUAGUUCUUGCAGGAAUAAAGGCUCUUACCAUCCAUGAUACCAAGCAGUGCAGGACAUGGGAUUUAGGAACAAACUUUUUUAUUCGUGAAGACGAUAUUCUGAAUCUAAGGAACAGAGCUGAGGCAACGCUUCAUCACAUUGCAGAGCUGAACCCCUAUGUCCAGGUGAUAUCAUCAGUUGCUCCACUAAAUGAAUUUACAGACAUCUCUUUUCUCAGGCAGUACCAGUGUGUCAUAGUAACUGAGAUGAAGCUGUCACUGCAAAAGAAGAUAAAUGACUUCUGCCAUGCACAACACCCACCUAUUAAGUUUAUAAGUGCGGAUGUGCAUGGAAUAUGGGCCCGUCUGUUUUGUGAUUUUGGUGAUGAAUUUGAAGUCUUGGAUACCACAGGAGAGGAACCAAAGGAAAUCUUCAUUUCUAACAUAUCUCAGUCCAGUCCUGGUAUUGUCACUUGCCUUGAGAACAAUCCCCAUAAGCUUGAAACGGGACAGUUCGUAACUUUCCGGGAAAUUAAUGGAAUGUCGUGUUUAAAUGGAUCCACGCAUCAGAUAACUGUGAUAUCACCAUAUUCUUUUGGUAUUGGAAAUACUGCAGAGAUGGAACCUUACCUACAUGGUGGCAUAGCUGUCCAAAUAAAGACACCUAAAAUAUUUCAUUUUGAACAGCUGGGGAAGCAGUUGAUUAACCCAACAUGCCUCAUUGCAGACUUCAGCAAACCUGAGGCACCUCUGCAGACUCAUAUUGCCAUGCUUGCCUUGAAUCAGUUUCAGGAGAAUUUUGCUCGUAUGCCAAACAUUGGGUGCCUUCAGGAUGCUGAGGAAAUGCUGAAGAUCGCACUGUCCGUAAGCAAAACAUUGGAAGGCAAACCUCAAGUUAAUGAAGAUAUUGUGAAAUGGCUAUCAAGGAUGGCUCGGGCCUCUUUUGCACCCCUCACAGCAGCACUUGGUGGUGUUGCCAGUCAAGAAGUCUUGAAAGCAGUGACAGGAAAGUUUUCUCCCCUGCAACAGUGGUUGUAUAUUGAUGCAUUAGAAUUGGUCACGUUUCUAGAAAAUGCCACUGUUGAAGAAUUCCUUCCAAGGGGAGAUAGAUAUGAUGCUUUGAGAGCCUGCAUUGGAGACCGAUUGUGCCAGAAGCUGCACAGUCUGAACGUUUUCUUAGUUGGUUGUGGUGCAAUAGGCUGUGAAAUGUUAAAAAAUUUUGCACUCCUUGGAGUCGGCAGUGGCCAAGAAAAAGGCAUGGUUACAAUUACAGAUCCUGACUUAAUAGAAAAAUCAAACUUAAAUAGGCAGUUUCUCUUUCGGCCACAUCAUAUACAGAAGCCCAAAAGCUAUACUGCGGCGGAGGCAACACUUAACAUCAACCCUCAGAUGAAGAUAGAGCCAUAUCUUAACAAAGUGUGCCCAGCUACUGAGAACAUAUACAAUGAUGACUUCUACACCAAGCAAGAUGUAAUUGUAACUGCACUAGACAAUGUGGAAGCGAGGAGAUAUAUUGACAGUCGCUGCCUAGCAAGCCUGCGCCCUCUUCUAGACUCGGGAACCAUGGGAACUAAAGGGCAUACUGAAGUAAUUGUACCUCAUCUAACGGAAUCUUACAACAGUCACCGAGAUCCACCUGAAGAAGAAAUACCAUUUUGUACGUUAAAGUCUUUCCCAGCUGCCACUGAACACACGAUACAGUGGGCAAGAGACAAGUUUGAAAGUGCUUUUUCACACAAACCUUCCCUAUUUAACAAGUUUUGGCAAACUUAUCCAUCAGCAGAAGAGGUGUUACAGAGAAUAAAGUCUGGAGAGAGUUUGGAAGGCUCAUUCCAAGUGAUUAAGUGCCUCAGCAGAAGACCAAGAAGCUGGUCCCGAUGUGUUGAAUUAGCAAGAUUAAAAUUUGAGAAAUAUUUUAACCAUAAGGCCCUUCAGUUGCUUCAUUCAUUUCCCAUUGAUACACGAUUAAAAGAUGGCAGUUUGUUUUGGCAAUCACCAAAGAGGCCGCCUUUUCCAAUACAGUUUGACUUCAGUGACCCUUUGCACUAUAGUUUCAUAUUGAGUACAGCAAAACUAUUUGCAGUAAUUUACUGUAUCCCUUUUACAGAAAAGGAUAUGUCAGAAGAAACCAUUUUGAAGAUAAUUUCCAGCCUGAAGGUUCAAGAGUUUCGACCUUCUAAUAAAGUUGUACAAACAGAUGAAACAGUGAGGAAACCAGAUCCUAUUCCAAUAAGCAGCGAGGAUGAAAGGAAUGCUGUUCUUCAAUUGGAGACUGCCAUAUUGGCUAAUGAAGCUACAAAAAAUGACCUACAAAUGAAGGAACUGAGUUUUGAAAAGGAUGAUGACAGUAAUGGCCACAUAGAUUUCAUAACAGCGGCUUCCAAUUUGCGAGCAAAAAUGUAUAAUAUUGAACCAGCAGAUCGAUUCAAAACAAAACGCAUUGCUGGAAAGAUUAUUCCUGCGAUUGCAACUUCUACAGCAGCUGUGUCUGGUUUGGUUGCUUUGGAAUUGAUCAAAGUAGUGGGUGGCUACCCUUUUCAAGCGUAUAAGAACUGCUUUUUCAACUUGGCCAUUCCAAUAAUGGUCUUCACAGAAACGGCUGAAGUGAGAAAAACAGAAAUAAGAAAUGGGAUAUCUUUUACGAUCUGGGAUAGAUGGACUGUUUAUGGGAAAGAUGACUUCACGCUCUUGGACUUCAUAAACGCUGUUAAAGAAAAAUAUGGAAUUGAGCCAACUAUGGUGGUUCAGGGAGUUAAAAUGCUAUAUGUUCCUGUCAUGCCAGGGCAUGUCAAAAGAUUAAAGCUGACGAUGCAGAAACUUGUGAAACCAGCAGCCAAUAAGAAAUAUGUGGACCUCACGGUAUCAUUUGCUCCAGAAACAGAUGGUGAAGAAGACUUGCCAGGACCACCAGUUAGAUACUAUUUUGCCCAUGAAAAUAACUGACUGUUACCAGUAGCAGGACCACAUGAAAGGAGUGGGGCACUAUCCUUUAAAUAUAUAUAUAUAUAUAUGGUACUAUAUACUUGGUGAAGCCUUAAUUCAGAAACAGUGGAAGUCAGUGACCUGUUCCAAGAAGCUCUCUAACAAAUUGGAUUUGUAAUUUAUCUGUCUAGCAUUUCAUAGCUAUCUGUACAUAAGGAGGACUUGAAGCUUGCUGGAAAGUAUGGUUCCUUUUGAAGAAAACACACUUUUGUUAAUCUCUGUGGGAAAACCAGAAUGGCAAACAGAAAAUCUGCACUGCGGAAGCUGAGCAUUAACAAAAGGUGGCAAUUAAGAUUUGGAGAAACUGCCAGACAUCAUCAUCAGACUGAUUUCGUUUAUUUUUCUUUUUUUGCUAUUUCCCCCCUCUGUAUCUUAGGCCUAAACCAGUUGAUCCUAAUGAUCCGCUACGAUAAAAUGAUUCAUCUUCGUGUUUGUUCUCUUCUAAAGCAGAUUAAGUGUUGCUUUAGAGUAGAAUCACAGCAAGAGGAAGCUGAGCUCUAUAAAGCUGUGGUUUUUGUUUUUCUGAAAAGUUUGUCUUUUCUGUUAUAUCGGAACCCAUACAACGUGAAGGAAAUGCAACUUAGGUUUCCAUGGCUGCUUUUUCAUACAAAAGAAAUUGGAUAUUCUGAGUAAUACCUUGGUCGCUUUAGCUUUUGGCUGAAAUGUGUCAGCUGUCAUAUCUUUCCUUCAAACAUGUCAGCUGCCACGUUCUUCUUAAACAUUAAAGUUUAUGAUAAUGGUAUGUGUCCUCCAUAGGGCCAAAGUAGGACAUGCCUGGCAGUACAGUGUAUUUGUAAACCUUGAUCUGCUUCAAUCACAUAGAAAGAAGAAGAUUUGGUUGUAUUAACAGCAAAAGGGGAACAUAGCUGAUCCACCCACUAUCUCUAUUUCCCUCCCUGCAAAUCCCUCAUUCUACUGUGGGAAAGUAAGCCUCUGGUGGGAAGAGAAUUUAGCACCUCUUUUGUUGUUAAAAUUGGACACAUACCUGCCCCAUUCUUACAGAAUUAGGGCAGAUUCGGGUUUAAAUACAGUUUUACAUCUCUAAGACGGUGAAGUUUACCAUCAGUGAUGUUUCUCUGCCAGUGGUGGUAUUUAAUUUUACAUAACACCCUUGGUAGAAUGUAGAUUUAGAAGGUUUCACAGAUACUGACCUGGUUCGCACAUUCACCGUGGGUUAAAGAAGCAAUGGUGGCUUAAGCUGUGAUGUAUUCUGGGUGCCGUUGGCCUAAUCGCCUGCUGGGGCAUAGCUUGUCAUAUUGUCCAAACCCAGGUGGAAUGGCUUGUUGGAUGAGGAAACAACCUUCAAAUAUUCCAACAGCAUCCCAUGGGUUGAAGGUUGUUUUUCUCUUCCAUCAGAGCAUGCCAUCUGGAUUUAGAUGACACACCAAGCUGGGAUGCGUGAUUCGGAAAAACUGCCCAGCACUGCAGUUUAAAUGAGCCACCAUCAGAUAUUUCGCCCAUGGUGAUUGUGCGAACUGGUCCCCUGUGGCCAUAAUCAGACAUGGACCUCAGCAUGCUUAAACAAUGUGCUCAACUCUAUGUUGGGUUAUGUCUUCUUGUGGUUUUUGUAUAGGCCGUUUCUUUUAAAACAACAUGCUCUUUCUUCUCUUCAUGUGAUAUUCUGUAAUGCAUCUUGGUAGAAAUAUGUUUAAGCUGUAAUGAGUAAUUACAAAACAGCUUAUAGAUAUCUCAAUUUUAAGUAGUCCAAUAUAAAGUAUACUGGGAGGGGAGAAAUAACUUUGACAGUAGUAGUUGGUGAAGCGCUACAGAAGCAUCAUUGAACCAUUUUUGCUUCCUCAUGUAUGUAGGUGGGUAAAUGAUUGCCUUACUAUACACACACACACACACACACACAUACACACCCCAUACCAGAGAUGUCAGGUCUGCUUUCAACAUGUUUAGCUCUUUAAGAAAGCCUCAUGGGUUCAAACUAUGUUCCUAAAGUACUUUGUCAAGAGAGAUGUGAUUAUAUUAUGUUUUCAAACUUUUGUGUUAUUAUGCAGAUUAUGAUGACAUACAACUUGUCUGUUUUCCUGUUUCUGUAGGCACUUGAGCACCAAAGAUGUACUUAUUCUCUGAGCUGCAACCCAUGUCAAAGUUAUUCCAAUAUUUGGGAGUUAGUCUUAAAAUGUAAUAACUCUUCACAAGUGGUGUUGUAUUUUCCUAAAUAUAGUUUACAAUUUGUUAUAGUUUAAUGGAAUUCAUUUUGAUUACUGGCUGAUUAAUUUAACUUUUUUUUUUUUAAAAAAAAGCAAUGUGCGUGGGGAUAGGUAUGUGUGGGGUAGAUAUGGUAUAUGUUGCCGUGCUGGCAUAGAUAUCAAAUUACAUUUUUGACUGAGGUGGGUAUAUCUUUUUGUUUUAAAUAGUUUUGGACAAAGUGAACAGUGAGCUCAAAAGGUUUAGAGGCUGGGUAGUAAUAAAACAAGGAUUGCUGUUACUAACUUCCAGUGGGAUGUAAUGAUUUUUUAAAACCAUCUAGGUGUGAUCAUGCUAGCAUUUUCCCCCUUCACAGUUACUAAUCAGCGUUCAAGAGUAGCAACGAGACUGUCUUUGCAUUUGCAAAACUGCAUUUGAUGUCAUACAUCAGUGGGCUUGAAACUGAAGAACCUUUCCCAGCAAGUCUUCCUUACAGACCUUACAGUAUAGAAACCUACAGAACAGGGGGCAGAAUCAACACAAAAUCUCCCUACCUGUUGUGCAGUCACUUCGUUUUAUCUUGAGGAUUAUUCUGCUCACCUAGGUGAUCUCAAAUAAAGAGUGCUUUCAGUUUAAAGAGAAAACAUAUACAAGGACUCUAUACUUCCAGUUUAUCUCUGAAUUUAUUUCAAUACAUUUGAAGGAGUGGUUUUUAUUUGUGUACACAAUAUGAUGUAUAGCCAAAGCAGUUAUGAGAGCUGCUUUUUGUCUUUUUCAUAUUAAAUAAUUUGAAAACAUAAAA